UUUUCAAGUCUCCAGUAUCCUCUCUGGCUUCUGAAUCUUCUGCUCAUUCCUCCUUAAGCAGGCUUACCCAUUUUUGUUAAAAUGGCUCAACUCCUGAAUAGCAUACUCACUGUGAUCAAGGUGUUCCAGAAAUAUGCUAAAGAGAAUGGGAAAUGUACCUUGCUCUGCAAGAAGGAGUUGAAGCAGCUGCUCUUGGCUGAGUUUGGAGAUAUCCUCUGGAGACCAAAUGACCCAGACAUGGUGGAAAGCAACCUGAGCCUCUUGGAUAAAGACAGAAAUGGACAUGUUGAUUUUCAUGAAUAUCUCUUGUUGGUGUUCCAAUUGGCCCAAGCCUGCUAUCAUAAAUUGGAAAAUAAGUCAUGUGGAGGUAGAAUCUCUCAGCAAGAAGGGGAGCAGGAGGGAACACAAGACCAUAAGUUUCCAGAAAAUACAGGCAGGCAACACAGGCAGAGGCAUGAGAAAGAAAGGCAGGACUCCCACUGCACUCAGCCUGAGAGACAAAACCAGGAUGUCCACCAGGAUCAGUCAGAGAGACAGGAUAGGGACUCCCACUAUGGUCAGUCUGAGAGACAGGGUAGAGACUCCCACUAUGGUCAGUCCGAGGGACAGGGUAGAGACUCCCACUAUGGUCAGUCCGAGGGACAGGAUAGGGACUCCCGCUAUGGUCAGUCUGAGAGACAGGAUAAGGACUCCUGCUAUGGUCAGUCCGAGGGACAGAAUAGGGACUCCCACUAUGGUCAGUCAGAGAGACAGGAUAGGGACUCCCGCUACGGUCAGUCUGAGGGACAGGAUAGGGACUCCCGCUAUGGUCAAAGAUGGAGACAUAAAUCUAGUAGUAGCCAACCUAAAAGACAAGGAUAUAUCUUUGCCUUAAGUCAGUGUGAGAAACAAGUUCACAAUUCUCGUUAUGGCCAGAUAAACCAACAGGAAUCAAGCUCUUAUCAUGGACAGUCUCAGAGGCUGAAUCAGGAAUCAGGCUAUGGUCAGAAAGAUAGACAAGAAUUGGACUUUCAAUAUGGCCAGACAGACAGACAAGGCCAGAGUUCCCACUAUAGUCAGACAGACAGACAAGGCCAGAGUUCUCACUAUGGCCAGGCAGACAGACAAGGCCAGAGUUGUCACUAUGGCCAGGCAGACAGACAAGGCCUAGGUUCUCAGUGUAACCAGACAGACAGACAAGGCCAGAGUCUCCAUUAUGGCCAGACAGACAGACAAGGCCAGAGUUCUCACUACGGCCAGACAGAGAGACAAGGCCAGAUUUCCCACUAUGGUCAGACAGACAGACAAGGCCAGAUUUCUCACUAUGGCCAGGCAGACAGACAAGGCCUAGGUUCUCAGUGUAACCAAACAGACAGACAAGGCCAGAGUCUCCACUAUGGCCAGACAGACAGACAAGGCCAAAGUUCUCACUAUGGCCAGACAGAGAGACAAGGCCAGAUUUCCCACUGUGGUCAGACAGACAGACAAGGCCAGAAUUCUCCGUGGGGUCAGACAGAUAGACAAGGCCUAGGUUCUCAGUGCAGUCAGACAGAUGGACAAGGCCAGAGUUCCCACUAUGGCCAGACAGACAGACAAGGCCUCAGCUCUCACUAUGUCCAGUCAGAGAUUGGGGUAACAAGGCAAAAUGGUUACCUCCAAGAAAGUGAGGGAACAAGCAGAGACUCAUAUGUUGAGCAAUCAGGAAGGUCAGGGAGACUAAGUCAAAAGAUUCACAGACGGGAAGUGACUCAAAAUCAAGGACAGAGAUACCAGUCUAGGGAAGGCCAACAGAACAGCCACGAGGCAUGGGAGACUGAGGAGGAUAGCCAACACCACCAACACAAACUCAUAGCACAAAUCCAGCAGGAAAGGUCAUGCAGUUACAGAAGGGGUGCCUGGCAAUCAUGUAGUGGUGAGCAGGACCACCUACAGGCCCAGGCCAGGCAAAGUCAUGGAGAGAGGCAGAUCCGCCAGACAGAGGAAGAGCAGGGCCACCAAAGCUGGGGCAGACAUGGUUGUGAGAGUCAGGAAACUCCAUGGGAGAAGCAGGCCAGGCAAACCCACGAAGAGGAACAAAGCCAUCAGAGACGGGACAGGCAAACCCACGAAGAUGAGCAGACCCGUCAGAGACGGGACAGGCAAACGCACGAAGACGAGCAGACCCAUCAGAGACGGGACAGGCAAACCCACAAAGAUGAGCAGACCCGUCAGAGAUGGGACAGGCAAACCCACGAAGAUGAGCAGACCCGUCAGAGACGGGACAGGCAAACCCAUGAAGAGGGUCAAAACUGUCAGCAACAAUGGAAUAGGCAAACUCUUGAGGAGAAAGAAAGGUAUCAAGGGUCCCAGAAUCAACAAUCUUAUGGGGCCCAGCAAGGCUGUGCUAAUAGAGAAAAAUUCCACAUGAAUGAGAAUAGCCAGGGGCGAGGUUCCCAGGGAACACACAGUAAUCUGACCUUCCAUCCCACCCAGAGUAGUGGGAGGCUUCCAAGGAGAGAACAGGGUGGAAGUCACCCUUCCAAGGCAGCUCCUGCUCCCAACCCCCUCUAUGACUAUGUACAAGAGCAGAAAAGGAAUCAGCACUAGGCUGUGCAAACACCAGAGGUAAAGAAACUUGAAGCCAAGGAGGAAAUCUACAUGUCAAGUUUAUCCUUACUUCUGUUUAAGAGAUUGAAAAUGUUUGUCUUCCUUCUCUCCUCUAUCUACUUGCAAGGAUGCUUUUGAGAACUAGUAUUCACUUUUAGGGCAUUUCCAUUCUUUGAGCAGCAGUUCUAGGGUGUUCUGGUUGGGUUAAAUCUGAGUGGUAAUUUGGGUGACAUAAUCAGAUCCCAAUUUUGAUUACUUUGGGGAUUUAAAUCAUUUCCUGGUUUUCCAUCUGUAUAGGUGGGACAUGGUUGGACCACUGAAUGGUAGAAACUUCUCCCAAAAAUUCAGAAACAAGAAAGGUAUUCUGAAGAUACAUAUUAUAGCCUGAGGACAGGACAGCUGGGCUUUAGUAGCCUUGGGCUCCUGUGGACGAAACACCAGGAAUUGCAAACCUUAUAGUCUACACUAAAAUGAAAUAUGGUGAGAGGCUUCUAGGAGAGUCAUCUCUGAAGUCCCCAGUACCUCCCAUGCCCAGACUCCCACCCUUCACCAGAGGGACUAUCCCCUGAGCUAUUAUCACUACAGCUGACUGGACUGGUUCCAGCUUCGUAUCUAUCUAGUUUCUGAUCAUAUAAAACGGAGAGAAAGAAUAUGUCACCUGCUUGCAGAUUCCAACAAGCCAAAACUGUCCAUCCAUAGCUCCUGAAAAACCUUCAAAGAAAAAUCUAUGGAAUUGUUUUAAAAUACCCAAUAAAUGAUUGGUGAG
Molecule: messenger RNA, 3331 nt
Organism: Ailuropoda melanoleuca (giant panda)
Lineage: Eukaryota; Metazoa; Chordata; Mammalia; Carnivora; Ursidae
Gene: RPTN
Product: repetin
Exons: 3
Coding region: 82-2565 (827 amino acids)
Cellular component (GO): cornified envelope
Molecular function (GO): calcium ion binding; transition metal ion binding
Source: RefSeq, a predicted model, not a curated record